AAAGCCACGCUGGGAAGAAAUUACGCGCCGGUGCGCACUGUUCGUCAGCCAGCCCCAGCCAGAACAACUCCAAACUUUUAACAGCUUAAUAAAUAUAAUUUUAGCAAUUAAGAAACCGAGUGGAGGAAUUCUGGUAAUGUAUCGCAUAAUCCGUCCAAGUUCGCGAACAUAGACUAUAUGGUAGACUGUUUUUUUUUUUUUUUUUUUUUAUAUUUGACAGAAAAGAAAUGGACCCGUAGUUAGAGUGGUAGGAAAACCUUUGUGGGCUCUCGUCCGGUUUGAGAAAUAUAUGUGUGUGUGUGUCAUGUCGGAUGAAAAUAAUUCAGCGGAGCCAGACAUUUGUCCUAAAAGUGAGGAAUGUCCUGCGGAAGAUUCAUUUGGCUUCGGAGAUGAUCUGGAGUUAAAUCAGUUCGAUGGAUUGCCCUUUUCCUCCCGUUACUACAAAUUACUAAAAGAGAGAAAGAGUCUGCCAGUGUGGAAGGUCAGAUGCGACUUUAAAGAUGCUCUGGUAAACAACCAACUGGUUAUUGUGUCUGGGACAGCAAAGACUGGGAGGAGUACACAGAUCCCUCAGUGGUGUGCAGAGUUCUGUCUGUCCGCCCAGUACCAGCACGGCAUGGUUGUGUGCACGCAGACCAACAGACAACAGGCUGUAGAUCUGGCCUUGCGCGUGGCAGAUGAAAUGGACGUCAACAUAGGCCAUGAAGUGGGCUACACCAUCCCUCUGGAGACCUGCUGCUCUUCCGACACUGUUCUGAGGUACUGCACUGACGAUAUGCUGCUGAGAGAAAUGAUGUCAGACCCUUUUCUGGAACACUUCGGGGUCAUUAUCAUCGACCAGGCCCAUGAGAGGACAGUAAGCACAGACAUACUACUGGGUCUCCUAAAGGACAUCCUGCUGCAGAGGCCUGAGCUCAGAGUGGUGGUCCUCGCCAUCCCGCCUGUGACCGACAAGCUGCUGAGCCACCACGGCAGCAUCCCGCUCAUCAGUCUGGAAGCCUCGUCUCCUGCUGAGGCGGUCCACAGCAACUGCGGCAACAAAGACUACUUCUUCUCAGCGCUCAGACUGGUGCUGGAGAUUCAUCGAACCAAAGAGGAUGGAGAUGUGGUUGUGUUUUUUGCCUCAGCUGAGGAGGUUAAUUGUGCCCACAGCAUCCUCCAGAGAGAAGGCACCAGGCUGGGAGCCGAGCUGGGUCAGAUGGUGCCUGUAGUCCUGUGUCCACGCCGAGGAGGGCCACUGCCUGCCCUCACUGACAAACCAGGCUCCAAGAGGUCCAGGAUGGUUUUCCUCUCUACCAAACAGGGGGAGGAUAUUUGGUGGCCCACCAAGUCUGUAAACUUUGUCAUUGACACAGGAGUCCAAAAAAAGAUGGUGUACAAUCCAAGAAUAAGAGCUAACUCGGAAGUACUUCAACCUAUCAGUCAAUGUCAGGCAGACGUACGCAGGCGGCUGUCUGGACCAACAGGUAAAUGUUUCUGCCUAUAUCCAGAAGACAGCCAGCUUCCUUCAGAGAACUCCCCACAGAUCUUGGAGUCCAACAUUACACCAACAGUCCUAUUCCUAAAAAGGAUGGAGAUAGCCGGUCUUGGACAGUGUGAUUUCAUCGACAGACCAGAUCCCGAGGGGCUCAUGCAGGCGUUGGAGGAGCUGGAUUACCUCGCAGCUUUGGAUGAUGAUGGCAACUUGUCUGAGAUUGGCAUCAUAAUGUCUGAAAUCCCACUGGACCCUCAGAUGGCCAAAGCCCUGCUGGCAUCCUGCGAGUUUGACUGUGUGAGUGAGAUGUUAACGAUCGCAGCGAUGCUGUCCGCGUCAAGCUGCUUCCCAGAGCCACCUGCUGGCAUGACCCACGAGGCAGUCCAGUGUCACAGAAAGUUCCAGCACCCUGAAGGCGAUCACUUCACCCUCAUAAACAUCUACAAUGCCUUCAAACAAAGCCAGAGAGAACAGUACUUCACCGCUGAAAAGUGGUGCCAGGACUAUUUCCUGGAUUAUUCCGCCCUGAAGACAGCUGAGGCCAUUAGAUCUGAGUUGACCGACACUCUGAACAGGAUCGAGCUUCCCAUCUCUGAGCCCUCCUUUGGAACCAAGACCAACACCCACAACAUCAAAAGAGCUCUGCUGGCCGGCUUCUUCAUGCAGAUCGCUCGGGACGUAGACGGAUCAGGAAACUACUUCAUUCUGACACACAAGCACAUGGCCCAGGUGCACCCACUCUCCAGCUACGGGGCUCAGUCACAGAAGAUGGGGCUGCCAGAGUGGGUUGUUUUCCACGAGUACACCCUGUCAGACAACAACUGCAUGCGAACUGUCUCUGAAAUUUCCCCUCAAGUGUACAUUCAAAUGGCACCGCUGUACUUCUUCUACAAUCUGCCCCCUAGUGAAAGCAAAGACAUACUGCAAGAAAUGUUGGACCCAGACAGAUCCAGAAAAUGUGAAGACGGGAAACAAAAAGCCAUCACAGUCAGCAGCGACGCCAACAGUGGCUGUGCAGUGUUGCCGCAGACUUAUGACCGAUGUGUGAUUCAAUGAUCUAAAAAUCAAAAAUGCGAACUGUGAUUAUAGAUGUUCACACAUACAUGAGCAAAGGUUGACUCAUGUCAUGACAGCACAUCACAAAAUGUUGUAAAUCAUGAAGAUCUUUAUUAACCAGGUCCAAUACAACAGUUGCAGUUCCCUUCUGCCAGUACAUCUACAGUAUUUUCCUGAGUACUUGUAUCUAAAGUUUUCUUGUUUCUUACCUACAUCCUUCUCUGCUCUCCCCUUCAGCACUCUGUCUGGAAAUGUGAGUAUCCUGAUGGCUUUUUAGAUUUUAAUGAGCAGCAAAGGGGUUGCAGAUGGAUGUUGUCUGUUGCUGUACUUUAAAGGGAGAAGAAAACACCCCAUCACACCUCCUGUGCACAGAACCAGAUUCAAAGAGAUGGUCCAACAAUUUGAUGCAUGUACAAGCUGCUAGAGAAGUACAGAGUACUUCCUUUCCCUUGUUUCUUAUGCAAAGCUGUCCUUUUCAUACCUUUCUCUUCAGGUUAAUGUGAUAUGUAAAGGUCUGGUUUUAAAAUGUAUAAACGAGUUGACAUGCUGCCAGAUUAAGAAAGCAAAUGAUUGUCAAGGACUGCAGAUGUAUAAAGCAUAUUUUCUUUUAUUAAUCGGCAAGAAAUCUACAGAAAUGCUAGAAAAUCCUUGGUAGAAUGGUGCAUUGGCACAAAAAUUCAAGGUACUACGCCGGUUUUCACACAUAAAUUGUAUACUCCAUUUUCCAUUUCAUGUCAGCAAUCGAGAUCAAAUUUGUGAAAAUCCGCUUUCUACCAAGUUAAGUUAAGGGGAAAUGUGGGACGAUCAAGUCAGCACAUUUACGGCAAAUGCACCUUUCUCUCCCUCCAUCUGAUACUGGAUUCCAAGCUCCCACAUAUCGGCUGUUGUCAUUAACACAAUUUAUCAUUUAACUGUCUUGAUUAAUAAUAUUGUUAUAAACAAAAUCAUUUUAUAAAA
Molecule: messenger RNA, 3487 nt
Organism: Perca fluviatilis (European perch)
Lineage: Eukaryota; Metazoa; Chordata; Actinopteri; Perciformes; Percidae
Gene: dhx32a
Product: DEAH (Asp-Glu-Ala-His) box polypeptide 32a
Exons: 11
Coding region: 290-2530 (746 amino acids)
Cellular component (GO): intracellular anatomical structure; spliceosomal complex
Molecular function (GO): RNA binding
Source: RefSeq, a predicted model, not a curated record